GUCUGGGCAGCCGGGGCCUGGACAGCGAGGGUCUGGACAGCCGGGGCCUGGGCAGCCAGGGCCCGGGCAGCCGGGGCCUGGACAGCGAGGGUCUGGGCAGCCGGGGCCUGGACAGCGAGGGCCUGGACAGCCGGGGCCUGGACAGCGAGGGGCCCGAGGGGCCGCCGCCCUGCCGCUGGCCCAUGAUGGCGCAGGUCGUCCUGAGGCACCCCAUCCACACGCCCGUGCGCUACCAGGAGCAGUUCGAGGCGCGGGGGCUGGAGGACUGCCGGCUGGACCACGCCCUGUUCGCGCUGCCCGGGCCGACCACCGUGGACCUGGGCCGAGCCGGGGCCCCCACGGCGGAGACGCCGCCCCCCGGGGGCCCCCCCGAGGGCCCCCCCGAGGGCCCGGCCCGCUUCCAGGUGCUGCUGGACGUGGUGCAGUUCCUGCCGGAGGACAUCCUCAUCCAGACGUGCGAGGGCUGGCUGCUGGUGCGGGCACGGCACGGCACCCGCAUGGACGAGCACGGCUUUGUGUCCCGGGCCUUCACCCGCCAGUACCGCCUGCCCCGCGGCCUGGGCGCCACCCACCUGCGGGCCGCGCUGGGCCACGACGGCAUCCUGGUGGUGGAGGCCCUGCGCGGGGCCGGGGCGCCGUGAGACCGCCCGGGGCCCCGCUCAG
Pipistrellus kuhlii (Kuhl's pipistrelle) is the source of this 663-nucleotide messenger RNA. It is a transcript of the gene HSPB3, whose product is annotated as heat shock protein family B (small) member 3. The record is from RefSeq and is a predicted model, not a curated record. Lineage: Eukaryota; Metazoa; Chordata; Mammalia; Chiroptera; Vespertilionidae. Bases 183 to 641 code for a protein of 152 amino acids. The transcript has a single exon. Gene Ontology annotation, cellular component: cytoplasm; nuclear speck.